Molecule: messenger RNA, 2642 nt
Organism: Patella vulgata (common limpet)
Lineage: Eukaryota; Metazoa; Mollusca; Gastropoda; Patellidae
Product: 5'-nucleotidase domain-containing protein 1
Exons: 12
Coding region: 115-1728 (537 amino acids)
Molecular function (GO): 5'-nucleotidase activity
Source: RefSeq, a predicted model, not a curated record
UUUUAUUGGCCGACGCGUGAGGGAGCUGUUAUUGCUUUCUUGGAAAACUUCGUUUAAUGAUGAACUUCCCUUAAAACAAUUAUUGGUUUCAAAGUAAACCUCUGAUUUUUUAUUAUGCUAUGCAAGAUUAUUUUUCAGUCUCGAAUGCUUGUGCAUUUCUUUAAACAGAUUCGAAAUGGGGGGUUGGGAGUCACUACGAAUAAUUUCUCCUCGGCCUGUUUCGUAAACAAGAGUGACUUGAAACGCAUGAUCGAAGUGAAGGAGCACGUGUGGACAAUACAGACAGCAAGACGUCAAAUAAGCACAAGAAUGGAUAAACAGCAACAGACGCCCCGGAUCGAUUCAUAUUUCUGUCUGAACGAUUACGAUGCCUAUGGAUUCGACUUAGAUCACACGCUGGCUAAAUACAAAUUAGUGAAUGUUUUCAACCUGUCUUAUGAUUCGAUAUCAAAUUAUUUGGUAAAUGAACAUGGUUACGAUGCAAGAAUUCAGCAUGAUUUACAUAAAUAUAAAGACUUUAUAGCGAAAGGUUUGGUUUUAGAUAUUGAAAGAGGAAAUAUUUUAAAACUUGGAGCACAAGGUGAAAUCUUGAUGGCUAAACAUGGUACCAAACCAAUAAGUAAAGAUAAAUUAAUAGAUAUUUAUGGUAAUGAUCUGAUGUUUGAACAUUCUAAAACUAUUUUAAAAACAGUUAAAAACAACAAUAAGGACUACAGAUUUUUUGAGAAUUAUUUCGACAUCCCUGGUCUGGUAGCCAUGGCACGAAUUGUAGAUAUUUUAGAUGAAAAGGGAGGUUCCGACAGUAAGAAACACUCAUAUCUGGAGACAUGGUCUGAUAUAAUGAAAGCCUUGAUGAACACCUACACAUAUGAAGCUUUCAGAUUGGGCACAGGUGGGUUUUUCCCUGGAAUCAAGAAAAAUCCAGGGAAUUAUGUAGAGAAAUGCAGUGAUGAUGUAAAAACAUGGUUAAAGAAGUUAAAGGAAAAUAAUAAAUGUGUUUUUCUUGUCACAAGUUCUUAUAUUGAUUUUUCUUCUCUUCUGUUAGAAACUAUUAUUGGGAAAGAUUGGAAGUCCUAUUUUGAUAUCUCUGUAUUUCGUGCCCGAAAACCAGCAUUUUUUACCGACGGUCAUCCAUUUCUUAGAAUAAAUGAUGAUAAUAUAGAAAAAGAACCAGUUCAAGAUUUAAAGAAAGAUGGAUGCUAUAGCCAGGGCAAUCAUAAAGAAUUACAGACAUUUAUAGCUAAUAUAACCAAUAAAAAGCAUCCUAAAGUUGUAUAUUUUGGAGAUAAUAUAUGUGCUGAUUGUUUUCCAUCCAAAAAUUAUGCUGAUUGGGCUACCGUGUUGUUGUUAGAAGAAAUGGAUGCUGAAGGGUAUUUGUGUUCUGAUGGUACUGUGCCUGGUCAUGAAAAUGAUGGGGAACCAUCCAAAAAACGAUCAAAAUUUGAGCAUAGUUCAUUUGUAACUCCAGAAGAAGUUGAAUAUUUAUUGACAGAAGAAUGGGGACCAUUUCUCUAUCAUGAUAUAAAAGAGGAUAAAAGUAUAAAUAAUGGUUCUAGAGUAAUGAACACAUUUUGGGGAUCAGUUAUAGCGAAAUAUUCAUGUAUAGCUAUUCCUAGUCUAGAAUAUAUAGCAGGUGUUCCUUUAAGCCAUAAAUUUCAAAAGUUUACAACAGAAGAGGGUAAUACUAAAGGUUUUCACCCUGGUAUUCCAAGUUCAUUGUUACCUUAACUAGACGAUACUGUGGUGUUCACAGACUCCUCAUUAGACUGUUUUGCUAAAGGAGGAGACCCAGAUCAAGAAAAGUGCUCUAUCUGUGAAAAGCUCAAAGAAUAAUAUUGUCAGUUACUUUGCCAAGGCAAACUGUAAUUGAUUUACAGAAAUUUGAUGAAAAUGAUAUUUAUAUUUAUCUAUAUGAUUUGUUAUAAUCAAAGGUUUGUUGAUAUUAAUUGAUUUUAAAAAAUCAUGGUAUACAAUGUAUAAUACACAUAUAUUUGUUAAUUUUAAUAUAUAGAGAAAAUGGGCUAGUACACCUAACUAGUCAUUGACUUGUUAUAAUAUGCACAAAAGAAUUACCAUAUUUUAAACCUUGAUUUUGAAUUAUUGUCUUUUUUAAUUAAAAAGUGAAAUAUACAGCUCUAACCUCUGAUAAAUGAUUAUGAUGUUAAUUCCCCAGAGACUUGUGUGGAAACUGAAAGAUAUAGUGUAAUGGAAUCUCGGCAUCAACCAAUUUCUAUUUAAUCCUUGAGUGGCAUUUAGCGAUUGAGCACAAUAAAAAAAAACACAACACAAAUUUAUGUCAUAAACAAUCACUGGUUUGUAUACACGUACAGCAUGAAGUUUUGACAAGAGAACAUUUGUAGAAACGUCGUGCUAUAUUUGUACAAUCCAGUGUUUUUCAAUUUAUAUUUCUCUAAAUAACAGACAGCCACAGACCCAGACUGUAUGGCAUCAGUCACAUGGUUGAAGUAAUUGUUGCAAUCAUAUUAUCAUUUAUUUAUGGUCAAUAUGUUAGCUUAUAGAUUGUCUUUGCUUUCAUAUUGUCUAUGUGAAGUAAGUAAGUGUGCAAUACUUUUAAACUUUACAAAGUAACCCGCCUUUAUUAGAUGAUAGUCUGUUUGUAAUCAUUGUAGCCUUGUUGGCAU